AUGACACAGCAAAACCCGCUAGAUUUGUUGCAUGAUAUGCGCCCAUCGCCUUGGGGGCUGCGGUGCAUCGCUCUUCACCCCGCCUCUCUCGCUUGUGCGGCGCUGCGGCAGUUAAUAGUUGUUGCGGAGGAAAAACGACUCCACUCUGUCGGUGAGGGUGACAGGGAGGUUACGGUGCUCUUGACGCGUCUUGUGGAGUGGCCACUGCCCAUUCUCGCUCGCUGUGCCUCCGCCCUGCACCAGCUGCGUGACAUUGUGCGCGGGUGGAUCGAUGCGGCACAGGCAAAAACACUUCUCCCCCAGCCUUUAUUGACGACGCCUCCUCCUGCGCAUUAUCAACGGCUGUACAACAUCUGCCUCUGGCAGCGGCGUCACCCACUUUUUAUCCUUACCCCUGUGCUUGACACCUUUGGCGCGCGGCUGUCGUGUGAGGCGCUUAAUGAUAUGCUGGAGGCUCUUUCGCACCAUCUGUUGGGCAGCUUGAGCAGCGUUCCUCACCUGCUACGCAGUGAUGUGUUUAUGACCUACCCUCGGCUUUCUUUCCCGCAGCAGCUGCAGCUGAUGGAGUCCUUACGCACCGGUUAUGCGCCGGAGAAAUGUGAGGCGCCACCGCCACCGGAGUUGUAUAUUGGGGAGUACGUGCGCCACGUCCCGCCGCGCUUUGGGGUCAAUACUCUGAAUGCUGAGCGGUAUGCAGAGUUACGGUGCGCCUUUGAACUGCAUAAACGGGCAGGUGUAAGACGGCUUCUUUCAUGUACACCGUAA
Molecule: messenger RNA, 765 nt
Organism: Trypanosoma rangeli
Lineage: Eukaryota; Euglenozoa; Kinetoplastea; Trypanosomatida; Trypanosomatidae
Exons: 1
Coding region: 1-765 (254 amino acids)
Source: RefSeq, a predicted model, not a curated record